CAUUCAUCGAUGGCUCACAGUUGGAAAGGACCUGUCGUGUAGCGAAGACGCUGAUUGGAGAAACAGUGUAAUUUCUAAUGAUCUUCUUUCGAAUGAAAAAUAUUUCAGUUAGAAUCACCGCUAUCACUGUUUCAACAAUCAUUCAAUAUUACCCAACAAUCAACGAUAGUGCAUUGUGAAACCUUUCUGGAUCAAUUAAGAAGAACAAACAUCACACAUUAACCCGAUCAGUUCCUAGUGUCGUGCAACAUGAUGUACAGAAUAAUGGGAUGGAUAUGGGAUGGUGUGAUUCGAUUGGUCCGCCUUUCCGGUACGAUUCGCCGAGAUUUGCUGAUACUCAUCAUGUUUGUUACGUUGAACGAAUGUGGGGUUUUCCCGCAAUUUGUCAAACGAGGCUACUACUGUGACGAUAUGUCAAUUCAACGUUCGUUCACUGGGGAUACCGUAAGCACUAAUGUGAUUGUGCUGAGUGGAUUUGUACCUCUGUUUCUGUUUUAUUCUAUUUUUACCUUCCAGAUAUGGUUAACAGAGAUAAUAUUGUAUUCAACAUCAUCGUCGUCAUUAUGCAGCAGCUCCUAUGGCCAAACUCCUCGGUGCCCCAGCUCAUGGAUUCAAAGUUGGUAUUGGAUCAAAAAGUACAGCAAAGGGCUCAUACUAAAGCUUUUGAUUAUGAGUGUUUUGAAGACCGUCUUUUGUGCACAUAGACCACACUUUAUAGAAACUUGUUUACCGGAUAGCGUAUGUAAAGGGAGCGAAUUUGUUCCUACAUACACGUGUACAAACAUCGAUGCUCAUCCCAGCUCGAUUCGAGAUGCUAGUAAAUCUUUUCCUUCCGGACAUUCCUCGACAAGUGUCUACGAAUCGAUUUUCCUUAUUUGGUAUUGGCAAAAACGUAUCCCGAAGCUGACCUCCGUUAUAACUCUUCCGUUGUGUCAGAUUGUGAUGGCCACGUGGGGAAUAUUUUGUCCGUUAUCACGCAUAAUUGAUAACCGUCACCACUGGUGGGACGUUCUUGUCGGAGCUAUCAUUGGUGUAGUAGCUGCCGGUUGGACGUGCUAUUCCAGUUGCCACAACUUCGAUAGAUCAAGACUGAUGGGAAGAGAACUGAUCUACAAAAAUCAUGACACCAACAUUGUUUCCAAUAAAGAGCCUUUUUUGGCAUCUUCAAACGGCGUCAAUGGAAGAGUCAAAUCCUAACCACAUUCACGUUACCACCGAUUUAAAAUCGAACUAGGAUUUAAGGAACUUACAGGUAUUUUAAAAACGGUAUUACGUUUUUUUACGAAUUUACACACAAAUCCAUAGGAUUGUAAGUGGCAAUAGUUCAAAACAUGUGAUGUAUGUUUGCAAAAGGUAGUAACCGAGGACGUAUUGUGAUAUUAGGACUAGACCAGUGAGAUUGUUUAGUAAUCGUGCAAAAGCUUACCACGCUCAUAAACGCUUCUACUACAAAGCACAGGAAAUGAUACCGGAAACGCAGAUCACUGCAUGGAAAGAAUAGCAAUCAGCAUAAUGUCGUUGAGUUGCUUUGCCGUGCAAAACGUGUACCGGUGAAACCUAACACCAACUUGGUGGUUUAUAUUCUAACUCGUUUUGUAGUAGGAUAAUGUUUCUCAGGAGAAAAAGUAUUACAUCAGUAUCAAGCAAGCAGAACAUUGUUUCGUACGUGGGGAAAAUUGUUUACUGUCCCGGUUGAGAAACACUGUUAUAGAAGAAGUUAGAAGCAAAUGUAGGGAACCUUAGAGAACAACUUGCGCAUGUGAAAGUAAGCGGUUGAACCAGUUGCAAAAGCAGAUAAAAGUAGAAUGUACUUGCAUCACAUCAGCUGUGUACAAAUGAUAUUCAAAUCAUACUGUUUAUACAAGCAUAUUAUUUAUUUU
This is a messenger RNA of Aedes aegypti (yellow fever mosquito), 1880 nucleotides long. RefSeq names its product putative phosphatidate phosphatase. Gene Ontology annotation, molecular function: phosphatidate phosphatase activity. Gene Ontology annotation, biological process: phospholipid metabolic process; phospholipid dephosphorylation; signal transduction. Lineage: Eukaryota; Metazoa; Arthropoda; Insecta; Diptera; Culicidae. The coding region runs from base 250 to 1197 and encodes 315 amino acids. The record is from RefSeq and is a predicted model, not a curated record. The transcript has 6 exons.